This is a messenger RNA of Aspergillus pseudotamarii, 1032 nucleotides long. Its product is annotated as zinc-binding alcohol dehydrogenase family protein. Bases 229 to 1014 code for a protein of 261 amino acids. Lineage: Eukaryota; Fungi; Ascomycota; Eurotiomycetes; Eurotiales; Aspergillaceae. Gene Ontology annotation, molecular function: oxidoreductase activity, acting on NAD(P)H. The transcript has 2 exons. The record is from RefSeq and is a predicted model, not a curated record.
GCAGUCACUGUCACGAUCCGUGAUGUUGACAUUCCCGUCGUGAAGCCUGGCCAAGUGUUGAUCAAGGUGGUUGUAUCUGGUACUAACCCAAAAGAUUGGAAAUUGCCAACAUGGCUGCCAGAUGCACCUGCUGCGAACCAGGGUGAUGAUAUUGCUGGCUACAUUGAGGCUGUUGGGGAGGGAGUUCUAAAUUUCAGGAAGGGCGAUAGGGUGGCCGCUUUCCAUGAGAUGCUUACAUCUGGGGGCAGCUAUGCAGAGUAUGCGAUUGCCUGGGCCCACACGACCUUCCACCUGCCCGAGAAAACCAGCUUUGAAGAGGCUGCCACGGUUCCUCUCGCUGCCAUGACGUCAGCUAUUGGACUUUUUCAGGAGCUGAAUUUGCCGCUUCCUUGGAAUCCUGCAACGGAGUCGCUGCCUCUAGUUGUGUAUGGAGGUUCUUCAGCUGUAGGAGCUUUCGCGAUCAAAUUGGCUCGUCUCUCAAACAUCCACCCUAUCAUCGCAGUGGCCGGCAAAGGUGCCUCGUACGUCGAAACUCUGAUUGACCGCUCCAAGGGCGAUACGAUCAUCGACUACCGUGAAGGGGAUGAAGCAGUUCGCAAAAACAUCAAAUCUGCUGCUGAUGGCCUGCCAAUUCACUAUGCAUAUGACGCGGUCUCCGAGAAGGGGUCCUACCAUAACCUAGGCGCAGUGCUUACUGCACCGGCGAAGAUCACUGUGGUCCUCCCAGGAAUCGAUUCCAAGGAAAUCCCCGAGGGAGUCCGGUUGUCGACCACAAACGUUGGGUCAGUUCACCAACCUGCAGCCGCAGGAAAGACGGUCGGUAACAUCGAGUUUGGUGCUGCAUUCUUCGCCCUUUUCGGGAGGGGAUUGGGCCAGGGUUGGUUCACGGGCCAUCCUUACGAGGUGCGCCCCAAUGGACUGGCCGGACUUGAAGGAGCAUUGAAAGACUUGCAAGCUGGCAAUGCUUCAGCGGUAAAGUAUGUUGUGCGUAUCGCCGAGACACCAGGACUGUAGGGGGCGCAAUGAAUUGAC